This is a messenger RNA of Gilbertella persicaria, 1812 nucleotides long. RefSeq lists its product as uncharacterized. Gene Ontology annotation, cellular component: nucleus. Gene Ontology annotation, biological process: regulation of DNA-templated transcription. Gene Ontology annotation, molecular function: DNA-binding transcription factor activity, RNA polymerase II-specific; zinc ion binding. NCBI's taxonomy places the organism in Eukaryota, Fungi, Mucoromycota, Mucoromycetes, Mucorales, Choanephoraceae. The record is from RefSeq and is a predicted model, not a curated record. Bases 1 to 1812 code for a protein of 603 amino acids. The transcript has 3 exons.
AUGGCAACCAAACGUAAAGGGAAAACUGUUCCUUGCGAAGGUUGCCGAGAACGCAAAAAGAAAUGUUCUGCAGGACAGCCUUGUGAAAGAUGUAAAAAACUCGGUAUUCAUUGCCAUUAUCUUCAGCCUGUUUCUCCUCCCAAGACUGAAUAUAUGGAACCCAUGAUCGACAGCCAUGAAAUUCAACUCGAUAUCGACUACUUGCAAUUCAUGAUGAAUACGAUGGAACGAGAAAUCGAAUCACUAAGAAACCAACCACGCUUCAUUCAAGACAAGACAGAUCAACAUUGGCAGCUUACUUUAAGAGAUGGAAAGCUAUCAAUUGAUACUCAUAUUACAUCGUUUACGACGCUUUUAGAACGUAUCAAAGUAUGUGCACCUCUCUUGAAACAACCUACAUUUCGUUUUGAAGGAGGUGUUUAUCUUAAACGUCAAUUUGCUCAUACUGUUUUACGCAAAGGAUUCUUUAAAGCAACACUCGAAUGUGUCAAGAGUGUAGAACAAAGACGCUUGAUUGGGUCCAUUGAAACUCCCGACAUUGUGUUGAACAAACCAGACCUGUUGCUCCAACUGAUUCAACUCUAUUUUUCUUGUCGAUUCUCGAGCCGUGUUUUAUUUCAUAAACAGACAUUUUACGACUUGUUUAUCAGUCCUUAUCCUGAUCCUGAAUCGUCGCCUGUGCUCUGUGCAUUAUCGGCUGCUGUAUUGGUAAGGCACUGUAAACACAUUAUGGCCAUUGUGCCUUUUGAUCAACAAUUGGGUCUUGCUGAAUACUAUUUCAACAAGGCCCGGCAGAUUGUGUCUUUACGAUUUGAUGAGCCCUGUUUAGAGACCAUGGCUGUUUAUCUUCAUAUGGCUUAUUAUAUGGCUCAUUUACUUCGACCUCAAGAAGCGAGUAAAUAUCUUGAUAUGGCUGCUCGUAUACGACACAUCCUAGCCGAAACACUGUACGUGCAUCCUUCUACACCGUAUGCAGGUGAAUACGAGACAUUCAAACGACUUCAUGCUGGACUCAUGGAUAUUGUGUCAUUUAUUCAGUACAUUCGAAAUCAACGCGGUGUUCCCUUAAACAAAGCUUCCAUACGUGACUAUCGAACCAAGAAGACAAAACCAUUUCAUAUGGUGUCUAAGCAGCGAUAUGAAACUACUCCCAUGCCUGAUGAACCUAUGCCUAUUGUCCGUGCUAUCAUGAAAGACCACUAUAUUGAAUGUAUGACAAAAGUGCUGUGUCCUUAUUUCAUUCGUGUGAGGUGGACAGAAGAUGAUAUGAUACCCAUCUCUUUAUUGAUCAAGACAGAAACAGAACUCAAGUAUGCCUAUUAUCAUCAUAUACCAUCCUCAUAUCAAUUAUCACCGACUAUUUUUGAAGAAGGACUAAGUGAUGCAGAUUUCAAGCGACGCCUUUCACAAGAUGAGCGUUGUGACCUUGUGUCCGUCACACUCGCUGCUCGGUUUUAUCAGUCUUUGAUUGCACUGCAUGAACCUUUUCUGCCUGUGAUAAAAAGACCAUCUACAGGGAUGGAUCUUUCUUUACUUCAAGAAGAACAAGAAGAAACCAAUGAAAAGAAACGAAAAAGAACACCGACUGAACUACCUACUGUAUCUGAGCACGCCUUGAGGGCGCAACACACGACGUAUCAAAGUGCUAUCAUUGUUGUGCGUUUACUAGAAUAUCAAUGUACAGUAUUAAAUUCAUGUACUAUACCUACUGCUUCUUUAUUAUGUGCAUGGGAUAUUUUGAUGCGCAAUUCAUACUUGGGUAUAUCGGACAUCCGAGAUACAGAGUACCUUUCAAAAAAGACAUUCAAUUAG